AUGGAAGUAGAGGACAAUGUUUUGUUAGAUGCGUUGAAGCUCAGUCAUAAGAGGUUUGUUUUAUUAACUAGGGGGGUUGGAGUCCCACAAGGGCUUGUUUGGGUUGAGGUCAGGCCAGGAGCAGGAAGAGAUCAUUUGCUCGAGAAAGUCAUCGUGAGAGUUGGGGUGGUGUGGAGGUCUUGGAGGGAGAUUUGGGAAGAGUUUAAGAGGGAGUUGAUUCCUUGCAUUUCUCUGUUACAGGUCUGCAUAGUUGUGAAAGAGUGA
Molecule: messenger RNA, 264 nt
Organism: Sphenostylis stenocarpa
Lineage: Eukaryota; Viridiplantae; Streptophyta; Magnoliopsida; Fabales; Fabaceae
Source: the annotation of a GenBank genome assembly